Messenger RNA from Aspergillus pseudonomiae, 441 nucleotides. RefSeq lists its product as uncharacterized. Lineage: Eukaryota; Fungi; Ascomycota; Eurotiomycetes; Eurotiales; Aspergillaceae. The transcript has a single exon. The record is from RefSeq and is a predicted model, not a curated record. Bases 1 to 441 code for a protein of 146 amino acids. Gene Ontology annotation, biological process: secondary metabolic process.
AUGACCUCCCUGAGUAUGGAGCACUUGGCCAAGGCUCACCCAUCUGUGAGCUUUGUUCAUGUCUACCCCGGUCCGGUCGGUACGAAUAUCUACAGCAAUAGUUUCCCGCCGCCUAUCUCGACAUUCUACAACCACGGGAUGUGGCCGCUGAUGUGGCCUUUCUCCGUCGGUCUCCACGAAAGUGGAGAAAGGCAUCUGUUUCAUCUAAGCUCUGCGCGGUACCCGGCCAAGAAGGGCACCAUGAUCCAGGGUGUUCCGGUCGAGCCAGGAGAUGUCGCAAAGGGUACGACUGGGGAGGGAGGUAGUGGAGCAUAUCUCUUGAAUUGGAACGGGGAGGUUCGACCGAGCCAAAAGAUUAUAGAAGAGUAUCGGGUGCAACGGCUCCCUGAGUUGGUUUGGAGGCACACCGAGGAUCUGUUGGAUCGAGCCGUCUGUCGGUAA